UUGUUUGCGUACAACCCAGCUCAUAGCAUGGUCAAAAAAACUAAACGUCAGAGUCUGAAUUUUCCGGACGUUCAAGGGUGGGUACCUUAUACAGCGUUCUCAAAAAACAGAGAUUCUUCAGAACCCACUUAUGCAGAAGUUCCUAAAGACUGGAAAGAACCUGAAUUCAAACCUGAGGAUAACCCGCAUGGUCGACUGUUUGCACUCUCCUCCUUUAUUACUUUGUUUCCGAAAUAUCGGGAGAAAUAUAUCAAGGAAAUUUGGCCUGCACUCAAAAAGGUCCUUUUAGAACACCAUAUCCGUGCCGAACUAGACUUGACAGAAAGUUCGAUGGAAGUUCGGACAACCCCAAAGACCUUUGAUCCAUUCAUUAUCCUCAAAGCACGAGAUGUAAUGCGCCUGUUGGCUCGUUCGGUACCGUUUGAACAGGCUAUCCGUGUCUUACAGGAUGACAUUUUUUCCGAUGUCAUCGAAAUAAAUUUGACUAACCGAGAGCGGUUUAUCAAACGACGCAAUCGUUUGAUUGGCUACGAGGGUGAAACAUUGAAAGCACUCGAACUGUCCACCAAUUGCUACAUUGUGGUUCAAGGAAAGACUGUUUCUGCGAUUGGGCACUAUGAAGACUUGAAGCAGGUACGCAAGAUUGUUCUUGGAUGCAUCUAUGACAAUAUCCACCCGGCUUAUUCAAUAAAACGGCUGUUGAUUAUCAAAAAGCUCCAGGCUGAUCCAACCAAGAAAGAUGUGUCUUGGGAUCGAUUUUUACCAAAAUUGAAGAAGAAGGUCCUCAGUCGCCGACGCAAGCCCCAUAAGGUCAGAAAGAAGAAAGAAUACACACCUUUCCCGCCACCGAUUACACCUUCGAAAGUGGAUAUCGAACUAGAAAAGGGUACAUAUUUCUUAGCCGAGGCUGAACGAAAACGUUUGAAGACGGCCACAAAAAUUGCCCAGUCUGAAAAGGUGGCAAAAGAACGUAAAGUGAAACGAGCCGCGGCUUUCGUUCCACCUAGCUCGCAAGAACCAAAGCCCAAGAAGAAGAGGAAAAAUGCUAAUGAUGAUGAUAAUGAUGCUUAUUCAUAGAAUCAAUAUUAACUAUAAUGUAUGAACAAUCUUGUGGACAGCUUUGUAAAUAAAAGUCUUCUUCCAUUAUGA
Molecule: messenger RNA, 1149 nt
Organism: Opisthorchis viverrini
Lineage: Eukaryota; Metazoa; Platyhelminthes; Trematoda; Opisthorchiida; Opisthorchiidae
Exons: 5
Coding region: 28-1077 (349 amino acids)
Cellular component (GO): small-subunit processome; nucleolus
Molecular function (GO): RNA binding
Source: RefSeq, a predicted model, not a curated record